Cetraspora pellucida is the source of this 226-nucleotide messenger RNA. NCBI's taxonomy places the organism in Eukaryota, Fungi, Glomeromycota, Glomeromycetes, Diversisporales, Gigasporaceae. The record is from the annotation of a GenBank genome assembly.
GUCGGCAUUUGCAUAAAGAUACUAAAGCUAUUAUAUUUCUUUCAGCAAAUGAAAGUUAUUCAUCUUUGUAUAGGUUGUAUAUUGAUACUAUUAGAGAACUUUCUGAUUAUAAUCUUAGUCAUAUGUGUUUCUACUCAAAAUAUUGGUCAGCGAAUGAAAUUGAAAGCAAAAUUAAACAAUGGAACUAUUAUUUUGAAUGGGCCCAACAUGAAAGAAUAUUUUACAA